AUGUCUCCUCCUCUCCAAUGCCUCACAAUCUUCUUUGCCCUAAUCCUCUUCCAUUCUCUUCUCACCUCCUCCACUCUUCUGUCUCACCCCGAUCGGGUCACCCUUUUACCCGGUCAACCCCGGGUCGGGUUCCAGCAAUACUCAGGUUACGUCACCGUCGACGAAAAGAAACAGAGGGCUCUGUUUUACUACUUCGCCGAGGCAGAAAUCGAUCCAACCUCUAAGCCUCUUGUCCUCUGGCUCAAUGGAGGACCUGGAUGUUCAUCUUUGGGUGUUGGUGCAUUCUCUGAGAACGGACCAUUUAGACCCAAAGGAUCGGUUUUGGUCAAGAAUCAUCAUAGCUGGAACCAAGAGGCUAAUAUGUUGUAUCUAGAGACACCUGUUGGUGUUGGAUUCUCUUACUCAACUCAGAGCUCCUCCUAUGAGAGUGUGAAUGACAAGAUCACUGCAAAAGACAACCUUGUGUUCUUGCAAGGAUGGUUCCACAAGUUCCCUCACUAUCUCAAUCGAAGUCUCUUCAUCACUGGUGAAAGCUAUGCCGGCCAUUAUGUUCCCCAGUUAGCUCAGCUUAUGAUUGAGUACAACAAGAAGCACCAUUUGUUCAAUCUCAGAGGAAUUGCUAUUGGCAAUCCGGUUCUUGAGUUUGCGACUGAUUUCAAUUCGAGAGCUGAGUACUUUUGGUCUCAUGGCUUGAUAUCUGAUUCUACUUACAAAAUGUUCACGUCUUACUGUAACUACUCACGCUAUGUGAGUGAGUACUAUAGAGGGUCAAUGUCUAGUAUGUGCUCUAAAGUGAUGAGUCAAGUUAGCACUGAGACGAGUCGAUUUGUUGACAAAUAUGAUGUCACCCUCGACGUCUGCAUCCCCUCUGUGCUGUCUCAGUCCAAAGUCGUGAGCCCCAACGUGAGUCGCAACGUAAUAAACAUAAAUACUUCAAGCUUUGUUAUUAAUUCUGUGACUGUGUUUAUGAACUUUGUUGCUUUUUCUUGGGAUGGACAGCAAGUGGGAGAAUCUGUGGAUGUCUGUGUGGAAGAUGAGACAGUGAACUACCUAAACCGAAGAGAUGUGCAGGAAGCUCUUCAUGCCAGGCUCGUCGGAGUACGCGAAUGGACAGUUUGCAGCAAUGUGCUUGAUUACCAAUUGCUUGACGUGGAGAAACCGACGAUUAAUAUCGUAGGGAGCCUUGUUCAAGCUGGAGUUCCGGUUCUUGUCUAUAGUGGAGAUCAAGAUUCCGUGAUCCCAUUGACAGGAAGUAGAACUUUAGUUAGUAGAUUGGCCAAACGAUUGGGACUAAGAACAACUGUGCCUUAUCGAGUCUGGUUUGCAGGACAACAGGUCGGUGGGUGGACUCAGGUCUAUGGAAAUGUCUUGUCAUUUGCAACGGUGCGAGGAGCUUCACACGAGGUCCCAUUCUCACAGCCUGAGAGAUCACUUGUGCUGUUCAAGGCGUUCUUGGAUGGUCAUCCUCUUCCUGAAGAAUUCUGA
Messenger RNA from Thlaspi arvense, 1485 nucleotides. Lineage: Eukaryota; Viridiplantae; Streptophyta; Magnoliopsida; Brassicales; Brassicaceae. The record is from the annotation of a GenBank genome assembly.